Messenger RNA from Pezoporus occidentalis (night parrot), 3083 nucleotides. RefSeq names its product heparan sulfate 6-O-sulfotransferase 3 (gene HS6ST3). The transcript is spliced from 2 exons. The record is from RefSeq and is a predicted model, not a curated record. Gene Ontology annotation, molecular function: heparan sulfate 6-sulfotransferase activity. Lineage: Eukaryota; Metazoa; Chordata; Aves; Psittaciformes; Psittacidae. Gene Ontology annotation, cellular component: membrane. Bases 265 to 1542 code for a protein of 425 amino acids.
GUAGGGCUCGGCGCGAGGCGGUCCCGCUCGGCGGGUGCCGGUUCCCGUCAGCCGAGGGGAGCGGGAUGACCGCCUCGGGCAGGCUGCGGCUCGGCGCGCUGCGCUGAGGGGAGCGGAGCCCGGCCCAGCCGCAGCCGCCUGCCACGACCAUGCCGUCAGGAAGGGAGCCGGGAGACCCUCGGCUGCGGGAUCCGAGCGGGGCGGCCGCCCUGUCAGCGCCCGGCAGCGCCUGAUCCCGCGCCGCGCUGCCCCCCGCGCACCGCCAUGGACGAGCGCUUCAACAGGUGGCUGCUGCCGCCGCUGCUGGCGCUGCUCUUCUUGCUCAUCGUCUACCAGUAUGUGUCGCCCGCCUGCCCCGGUGCCGCCUGCGCCCGCCGCCCGCCGGCCUCCGCCGCCCGCCGUGGGGGGGGCCCGGCGGAGCGGGAGGAGGGGGAGGCGGCAGCGGGUACCGCGGAGGAAGAGGAGGCGGCGGAGGCAGCGGCGGCCCUGCCGCGGCUGGUGGCCAAGUUCGCUUUCGCGCGGGGGGAGCUGUGUCGGCGCGUGCGGUUCGACAUGCGGGGACGAGACGUAAUCGUCUUCCUCCACAUCCAGAAGACAGGCGGCACCACCUUCGGGAGGCACCUGGUGCGCAACAUCCGCCUGGAGCAGCCCUGCUACUGCCGCGCCGGGCAAAAGAAGUGCGCCUGCCACCGCCCGGGCGGCGACAAGGACACGUGGCUCUUCUCCCGCUUCUCCACCGGCUGGAGCUGCGGGCUGCACGCCGACUGGACCGAGCUCACCAGCUGCGUGCCUGCCGCCAUGGAGCGCCGCGGCUGCGCCGGCAACCGCACCCUCAGGAACUUCUAUUACAUCACGAUGCUGAGGGAUCCGGUGUCACGGUACUUGAGUGAAUGGAAGCAUGUUCAGAGGGGUGCAACAUGGAAAACUUCCCUUCAUAUGUGCGAUGGAAGAAGUCCAACACCAGACGAGCUGCCUACCUGUUAUGAAGGAGACGACUGGUCUGGAGUCAGUUUACAGGAAUUCAUGGAUUGCAGCUACAACUUGGCCAACAACCGCCAGGUGCGCAUGCUGGCAGACCUCAGCCUGGUGGGAUGCUACAACCUGACUUUUAUGAAUGAGAGUGAAAGAAAUAUGAUUCUUCUCCAAAGCGCCAAGAACAAUCUGAAAAACAUGGCCUUCUUUGGGCUCACGGAAUUUCAGAGGAAAACGCAGUAUCUCUUUGAGAGGACAUUCAACCUGAAAUUUAUUUCCCCAUUCACUCAAUUCAAUGUUACGCGGGCCUCCAAUGUGGACAUAGGUGAGGAUGUGAGGCAACGGAUAGAGGAGCUGAAUUUCUUGGACGUACAGCUGUAUGAAUAUGCGAAGGACCUGUUCCUGCAGCGCUUCCAGUACUCCAAGCAAGAGGAGCAUCAGAAGAACCGGCUAAAGAGGCGAGAAGAGCGGCGGCUGUUGCGGGAGCAGAGAGCUCACCAGUCACCAAGGGGAGAGGCAGCAGAAGUAGCCAUUACUGAAGAUUAUAAUAGUCAGGUUGCAAGGUGGUGAUGCUCCUCCGUCUUGACUGAUGAAGAGGAUCACAGAAUUUGUGCAACUUGGCUACCUGGGAAUUAGCCAAGGAAGGCCUAUGCUUUGGUAAAUGAGACCACAUCUGACAACUAACUACCCCUCCUUGUCUCAGUUUUUCUUGGUUUCUGCCAGUGAGGAGAAUGUAUUUUUUUCUCAAUAGGCACUGAUUAGUGUUAUUCAAUCACAGUAGAAUAGAUUCCUGUCCAAAAAGACUUCCUUCAAAGCCCUAAGCUAUGAGGAUGGGUUGAAGAGAGAGCUAUAUCCUUUGCGUUAACAGGUACUCUAUACAAUCUGAGCUACCAAAACUUGUGCAGACAUCUAUUGGAAAAAAAUACCUGGUUUGGUUCCUCUGUGACAUGAGAGCUGGUUUGUUUCAUACUGUCCUUUGCAACUGUAUAGCUUUCUAGUAAAUGAAAUGGAGGAAAGCACAUUGAGCUUCUACAUGCUGUGUUUUGAUUAAGGGAAGAAUUUGCUGAGGUGAUUAAAAAAGACCUAGGAAAUGUGGGAUUGGGGCAUUGCUUGUUCUGUUCUGUUAGCCAGUAGUCAGAGAUGAUUUAUAAGUGAGGUGGUGGCAGGGUUAGCUUAUUUCUCUGCAGAUGCUGAGAGUACCAAAACCAGCCAGGUAGCAGCCACCCUUCUGAGCAUGUGUGGCAAAGGCAAAGCCUUGAGAAAUGAGGUCCAUUCAACAGCUAGGCAGAUAUCAUGGAGAUUAUCUGGAUGAAGGCAAUGAAAGCAGCCUUUGCGUGCACAAAAGGUGCAGAGGGGGCAAGCAAACUACAGGGAAGAGGAAAGAGAGAGCAGGAAAAGCUGAAAUACUAGUGUGACAUUUUCCAGAUUUGCUUUGAAAGCCUGGAGAUCUAUUGUCUGUGAGGGUAGGCAGGGUUAUGAUAGCGUCUGUUAAAAUACAUUGAUGCCAAGUGAAUACAAUUUAAGUUGGUUUUCUCUCUAACUACAGUAGUGGCUAGAAAAAAAAUCAGCUUUCAGUUUUUUAAGAUACAUAAUGGCUAUGUGGAAAGUCUUGAUAUUUAUCACUCUGUAUGAAGAUUCUUUGUAAAUUCAUUGUUUCAUGAUGAGAGAUCUUUAUCUGGCUUUGUUCCUUGUCUAGAAAAAGAUUCAGUGGGUUCUUCCUCCACAUGUUACAUUCUUGUGGUUAAACUGCAUCUCUUUAUUCCAAGAUUUUAUGUUGUUCCAUUUGCAAUAGUGAAAUUUUAAAAAAGAGGGUCCUGUGUACCAUGGAUCUUUUGAGAGAGGUUUUUUCCUUCUUCUAGCAUAAAUGUAAAGCAUUAGGAGGAAAUUUCUCUAAGUGCCUCAAUGUGGCUGCUAAAUCAAGAUGCUGAAAGUAUAUUAUUGCGUGCAUGAAUGGCUUUUACCUUACAGAUUUGCUAAUUAGAAAUACUGGAGUACCUGAUGUGGAUGCACAUUUCUCAUUUAUUUUCAAAAUUCAAGGUUUUUAUCCAGUGGGUAAAAAAAAAAAUAAUGAGUUACAGAAGAAAAGAGGCUGAAUUUCAGUAUUUGUCUUU